AUGUUCAGAACGAGAACUGUGUGCAUCCAGCGGGCGGCAUCCGUUCUGCCAACAACAACCUCCACCAUCCUCCCAAGAUCAGCCAAAUACCCCACCAUCUCCGCCCUCCGAACCUUUUACUCCUGGAACGUCCCAGCCGACACCCCCCGCACAACCCUCGACGACGGCUCCGUCCUCAUCCAACGCCAUCACAAAGCCCCGGCGCCCCAAGUCUUACCGGCCUCCACACUCAACAACCUCCCCCCAGCACUGCGCCCGCCACACCCAGCGAGCAGCACGGAAAUCACCGCGGCGCAGCUGGCUGAACUGCAGAAGCUCCGUCGGGAGGACCCGGACACGUGGACGGUGACGCAGCUGGCGCGCAAAUUCAACGUGCCCCCUGCGUUGGUUAUGCGGGAGGCGAAGUGCCCGCCGGCUCGCAAGCGCAUGAUUGUGGCGACGGAGAGGGAGAGGUUUGAGAGGAUGAGCAUUGCGAGGAAGGUUAGGGCUGUGGAUCGGAUUAGAAGGAAGGCUUUGUGGUAAAGCGAGAUUAGACGGAAAAUCGCCGGCGGGAGGAGUGGAGAUGAUGGGUCAGAGUCGGGUCGCCCUGGAUCAAAGGAUGGUGUUACAAGCCGCAAAAUGCUUCCCCUAGAGGGUGAGUCGGGGAGACGAAGAGCAUACCACGAAGGGUCCCUUUGGAUGGCAUGCAUCGACCUCCACAUUCCCCUUUGGCGCAUGGACGUCUCUAGGCGGGGGAACGCUCGAUCCAUGCCCAUCCAUGCCCAUCCAUGCCGGUAUUUGCAUCGAUGAGGAUCCGCAGUCCCCACCCCGCCAAACCAUUUGUAUAGACUAGAAUCUACCAGUCUCGCUUCCCGUCAACUUGUACGUCCCCCGUGUACUCAUACUUCCUUAUCAACUGUGUUGCCGAAUAAGGGUCAAGAUCGGGAUGUACUGUAUGUA
Messenger RNA from Fimicolochytrium jonesii, 939 nucleotides. Its product is annotated as mitochondrial ribosomal protein subunit L20-domain-containing protein. The record is from RefSeq and is a predicted model, not a curated record. Gene Ontology annotation, cellular component: mitochondrial large ribosomal subunit. Gene Ontology annotation, molecular function: structural constituent of ribosome. Bases 1 to 522 code for a protein of 173 amino acids. The transcript has a single exon. NCBI's taxonomy places the organism in Eukaryota, Fungi, Chytridiomycota, Chytridiomycetes, Spizellomycetales, Powellomycetaceae.